AUGUCAUCAAACGACGUGGCAACAAACCAAAAUUCUGGAUCAGAUCAAAAAUCUGAUGCCAAUAAACAACAAGAUCAAGCCGGUUCGGGCACUGAUGAUCCAAAACAAAUCAAUGGUAAAAGCGUUGUCGCAACAAAAGUGUCUGGUACAGUCAAAUGGUUCAAUGUUAAAAGCGGUUAUGGAUUCAUUCAUCGGGAAGAUACUAAUGAAGACAUCUUCGUUCAUCAAACAGCUAUUGUUAAGAACAAUCCCCGAAAGUACUUACGUAGUGUUGGUGAUGAAGAAAAAGUCGAAUUCGACAUUGUACAAGGUGAAAAAGGUUAUGAAGCCGCAAAUGUAACUGGACCUAAUGGUGACAGUGUACAAGGUUCAAAAUAUGCAGCUGAUCGCCGACAAUAUAAUACACGUGGCAGCUUUCGAGGAGGUCGAGGAGGUGGUUUCGAUGGUGGUUAUAAUCAACCUUUUGGUCAACCAUUCGAAAACUAUGGUCCACCACCAAUGGUUGGACGUCCUUUUGGUCGACCACCACGAGGUUUCGGCGGUCCGAUGAUGCGAGGUCGUGGACGACCACCAAUGCGCGGCGGCUAUGGAUAUGAUGGCGAUUUUGCAGGACCCCGUGUUUUUCGCGGUCGAGGCGGCCCAAUGUUAGGUGGUCCGAUGGGUCCUAUGUCAGGUCCAAUGGGUCCACCAAUGGGUGGCUUCCGUGGUCGUGGUGGAUUUCGUGGUCGUGGUCGUGGCCGUGGUCGAUUUUUUCGAGGAGCUCGUCAAGGAAAUCGUAAUGAUUCACAAAACGAUAAUAAUGACAAUCAAGGCGGCGGUCAAGAUGGAGGUCAAUCAUCAGUCUAA
Adineta steineri is the source of this 846-nucleotide messenger RNA. NCBI's taxonomy places the organism in Eukaryota, Metazoa, Rotifera, Eurotatoria, Adinetida, Adinetidae. The record is from the annotation of a GenBank genome assembly.